AUGGCCAACCCAAUAUAUCUUGGCAUUGUCGGCGUUGGCGGUGUUGGAACCGCCUUCCUUGAGCAAUUAGCAAAACUGCUCAAUUCACCCCAAAUCGUUCUGCUGGCCCGCUCAUCGCAGUCCCUGCUCGCGCCGACACCAGCAUACUCACCUUGCAUUACCGCCACAAAUUGGUCAGAUGCCGCAGCGACGCCAUCAUUAAUUAGAAAGGGCGCUCUUUCGCCGCAUGAAAUUGCGUCAUAUCUCGCAGCUACCCCGGGUCGUGCGAUUCUUGUGGAUAACACCUCGGACCUUGUCCUUGCCCAGGCAUAUCCUAUCUUCCUCAAAAAUGGAGUAUCUGUGGUAACAGCCAACAAAAAAGGAUUUUCCUCCGAGGUAUCAUUAUGGAAUGACAUCUUCGCAUCCGAACUUCAGGGAAAUGCGUUCGUGCACCAUCAGUGUACAGUUGGCGGAACCCUUCCAGUUCUCUCAACAUUGAGAGAUCUGAUCGCAACAGGAGAUGAGAUUACUCGAAUUGAAGGGGUUCUCUCUGGGACACUAUCACUACUCUUGGGCGUCUAUAUGCCUGCGCUUGGCACGUCCGAAAUGAAGUGGAGCUCUCUAGUCGCCCAUGCUAGGGAAGCAGGCGAAACAGAAACCGAUCCACGGGAUGAUCUGAACGGUCUCGACUUUGCACGGAAAUUAACAAUCAUCGCCCGGGUUAUUGGCCUUGAGGUCCCUCGUCCGGAUUCGUUCCCGGUCCAAUCACUUAUACCCGAUGAAUUGGCCUCAUUGCCGUCAUCGUCCGAAGGAAUUGCGCAGUUCAUGAGCCAGUUGCCUGAUUAUGACGACAGAAUGGAUGCGAUCAAGGAGGCUGCUCGGAAAGAGGGCAAAAUUCUGCGGUACUUUGGCAGUAUUGAUGUACCCACGAAGACCAUUAAAGUUGGGCUGCAGCAUGUGAAGAAGAGCAGCCCUCUUGCCAAUCUCAAGGGUAGUCAGAUUGUCAGCAUACAUACUAAGCGAUAUGGUGCUACACCUUUGAUCUUACAAGGUGGUGGAGGCGGAGGUGAGAUUACGGCCAUGGGUCUGAUGGCUGAUCUCCUUAAGACGAUCGAGAAGUUGAGGUAA
Molecule: messenger RNA, 1107 nt
Organism: Penicillium maclennaniae
Lineage: Eukaryota; Fungi; Ascomycota; Eurotiomycetes; Eurotiales; Aspergillaceae
Product: Homoserine dehydrogenase catalytic
Exons: 2
Coding region: 1-1107 (368 amino acids)
Biological process (GO): L-homoserine biosynthetic process; aspartate family amino acid biosynthetic process
Molecular function (GO): aspartate kinase activity; NADP binding; homoserine dehydrogenase activity
Source: RefSeq, a predicted model, not a curated record